Miscanthus lutarioriparius is the source of this 615-nucleotide messenger RNA. The record is from the annotation of a GenBank genome assembly. NCBI's taxonomy places the organism in Eukaryota, Viridiplantae, Streptophyta, Magnoliopsida, Poales, Poaceae.
AUGUCUGCAGAGAUACCAGUGAGGGGUCGUUCAAGGCGUGAUGGAUUUACUGUCACUAAUCUUCAUCAUUAUCGUGCUGAAAUUUUCUAUGUUGUUGUUGACAAAAUAUGUGCUGAGAUGAAUCAUCGGUUUAGUGAAGCGACUACAGAGAUAUUAUUGUGCUUCUCUUGUCUUGAUCCAAGUAACUCUUUCUCCAAGUUUGAUGUCAACAAGCUUGCACGACUUGCUGAAAUAUAUGAUGCUGAUUUCUCUGAUCAUGACCGUGGAAUAAUAAGGGAAAAACUUGAGACAUGUUCUUCAGAUAUUGAAAGUUUGGCCACAAAGAUGGUUGCAACAGAAAAACAUUUGGUUUUUUCAUUGGCGUACAAGCUCAUUGAAUUGGCAUUGUUGGUGCCGGUAUCAACUGCUACUGUGGAAAGAUUGUUCUCAGCCAUGAAAAUUAUUAAGUCCAAAUUGCCGAACAAGAUUGCAGAUGAUUGGUUCAACAACUUGAUGGUGUGCUAUUUUGAGCGAGAACUAUUCAGAUCACUGGAAGAAGCUACUAUUCUUCGAAGGUUUCAAAAUUUGAAGACUAGAAAGAUGCAACUUCCCCCUAGUCGUAUGCUUGGUAGUUAG